CGACUCGGGUCCGUUCCGUUGGUUGGAUGCUGCAAAAAAGUACAAAAUAAAGUAAAAAGGACAAAAAAAAACAGAUAAAAAAAGCAACAACAAAAGAAUAAAAUAUGUGUGACAUUAUAGUGAAAACUCCCUAACACCCUCGAGUGAAAAUUGAACAAAAUUUAUCGACGGGUGGUAAAAAAAAAAUAUAUCUUAAGCUCUGAAAUAAUGGCUGGUAAAGAGGAGGAUCGUUGGCAAAACCGGAAAGGCACUGGAUGGUUAAAAAAAAUUAUGAGAAAAAGAAUACCGAUUACAUCAUGGCUUCCAAAAUACAAUUCGGAUAAAUUGAUCUGCGAUGCUAUCGCUGGAGUGACAGUUGGUCUUACCGUCAUGCCUCAGGGUCUGGCCUACGCCACUUUAGCGGGUCUUGAACCUCAGUACGGGCUUUACUCAGCUUUUAUGGGUGCGAUAGUGUACGUUGUUUUUGGCUCUUGCAAAGAUAUAACAAUCGGACCCACCGCUUUGAUGGCACUCAUGACUUAUCAAUACGUCCAGGGUAGAAAUGCCGACUUUGCUGUUCUCUUGGCAUUUUUGUCCGGCUGUUUACAGUUGCUGAUGGCCGUCCUACGACUGGGCGUCCUGAUCGACUUCAUUUCGGUACCGGUAACCGUAGGUUUUACUUCAGCUACUUCGGUAAUCAUAGGAACUUCGCAGCUGCCUGCAUUACUCGGAUUAAAAUUCAAAAGCUCCGGCGGUUUUCUGGAUAAUUUGGUGAAGAUUUUUCAAAAUCUUGGAAACACUAAAAAAUGGGACGCUAUCAUGGGUGGAGUUUGCAUCGUGAUUUUACUGUUGUUGAGGAAACUAAAAGACAUAAGACUGACACAUGGGAAUGAAAAGCCAACGGACAAACAGCAAUUGGCGAUGAAGAUUAUGUGGCUCAUUUCUACGUCACGUAAUGCAAUUAUCGUUAUUGUUUGCUCCGUAAUAGCAUAUCAAUUGAAGUCCUCGGGUCAUGGAACGCCUUUCGUAUUAACUGGGACAGUACGUUCUGGCCUGCCCGAAUUUUCCGUGCCACCUUUUUCUACUAAAAUCAACAACCAGACUUUAAGUUUCAUUGAAAUGUGUUCGGAACUUGGAUCGGGAAUAGUCCUGGUUCCCAUUAUCGCUGUUCUCGGGAACGUUGCUAUCGCUAAAGCCUUUGCAAGUGGGGAUAGCAUGGAUGCUACCCAAGAACUUCUAACUUUGGGGAUCUGCAAUGUUCUCGGAUCAUUCGCUAGCUCAAUGCCUGUCACAGGCUCCUUCAGUCGAUCGGCUGUCAAUCACGCCAGUGGCGUGAAAACUCCUAUGGGAGGGCUCUACACGGGAGUUAUGAUACUCUUGGCCUUGAGCCUGCUCACUCCGUACUUUUACUUCAUACCAAAGGCGUCUUUGGCUGCGGUUAUCAUCUGCGCUGUGAUUUUUAUGAUAGAAUACGAGGUGGUGAAACCGAUGUGGAAGACGAGCCGAAAGGAUCUUGUACCAACUUUCGUAACUUUUUUAGUCUGUCUAGUUAUCGGAGUGGAGUAUGGUAUCCUCGUUGGAGUUGGGAUAAACUUGAUAUUUUUACUUUAUCCUUCGGCCCGUCCCACUAUACACGUUGAAAAAUGUGUCACAGAUUCUGGCGCGGAAUACCUUUUAGUAACGCCUGGGAACAGCUUAUAUUUUCCUGCAGUAGAUUUUAUUAGACAAUCCGUUGGAAGGGCGGCCAGAAGAGAAGGAUGUAGUCAAUUACCUGUCGUCGUGGAUUGCAGGUUCGUCUUGGGGGCAGAUUUCACAGCUGCAAAGGGGAUAGCUGCGCUGAUAAAUGAACUUAACAACCGCAAGCAAGGAUUAUAUUUCUAUAAUCCUCGGGCGGACGUAGUCGCAGUCCUAAGAGGUGCUUGCGGUGAAGAUUUUCAGCAUGUUUCUACCCAGGAAGAACUGGCUUAUUUGCUGUACUCGAAUCCAGACAAAUCUAGACAACUUUUAGAAGUGAAACAUGAUGAAUCUCAACCUUUAGCUUCCGCCAAUCCAGAACUCACACAUCGAGGUCAGUCUUCCCACGAGCUAAACGAGGUGACGACGACCCUUCUCAAUGACAACAUCGGCUGAAGCGGAGCGUAGAGAUUCAUGUCCGUUUUGUUUUGUACCAUUUCAUUUGAUCUGUUGACCUCUCUUUCUUUCAACUAGACCAUUUUGCGACGUCAUGUGCCGACUAUGAAACUGAAAAAUUCGCAUUUCAUUUCGUUGUGGCUGAUUGUGAGUUUUAUUCUGAAAUAAAAUCCAGUUAUUUCAGCAAAUGAAUGUUAGCGAAUUGCAAAUCGCAUUGCCGUCUCUAUGCUCAAAUUAUUGUUUGGUGCAAGAUGAGAAUUAAGACUUGAAUACCUAAUACGAAGUAUAGAUUACGAUCAAUUUUCUAAAAUAUUCUUACAUAUACUUUACGAGAAAAAAAAGUGUUCAGCUUCACAUGGUAGAAAGAAGCAUGGCCGAUACGGUUGUACUUAUUGAAUCAAUUGAUCGAAAAAAUUUGCGAAUUUUAAAACAUGAGAAAAAUUUUGUACAUUUUUGAUACUACGACAAUUUUAAAUCAGUAUUUCUCAUCUUAUCGUAUACGUAUGUAACUAUCAUCAUUUUAUUUUUUUGUAUAGAAUUUCAUUCUCGAUUUUUGUUUCGUUUUUUCUUUGUCGAAUUUAGAGUAACCAGAAAGAUCUGAGACCUGAAACUAUUUUUAACAAGGCCGAAGAAGCUCGCUAGGAUUCAUGACCUCAAUUAUCGUUAAGUCUUGUAAUAAUACUGAUUCAAAAUAUUGGGUUAAAAAGAGAUUUCGAAAAAUCUGCGGCUUAACGUUUUACUCAUCAUCAAUUGUAUUCACUCUAAUUUCCACGCGGAAAUAAUGAGGUAUACAAAUGUUUUUUUUAUAUAUUAAUGAAAUUCUGAAAUCAUGUCUCCCUAUAAUCUGCAGUAGUACAAUUCUAUACCUAGAAUAUCAUUAUUACUAUUACUAGUGCUAUAACGUUAUCAUUACCCUGACAAGUUACCAUUCAAAACAAGGAUUAUUGUACCAGUAAUAUAUUAUAUGAAUAUUUUAAAAAUAAUUAAUCGAUAUUACAACACGGUAUGUGUGUGUUUAUAUUUUUAUUUCCUCAACUUAUUUUUUUUUUGUUUAAUUGAACUCAUCAAUUUAUUAUAAUACAAAUAAGAGACAAGUUUUAAAUACCUACCUCGUUGUUCAAUUAGUACGGGAAGUACAUAAAUUUGAGUGAUUUGAAUCACAUAAGUAAUUAAAAGAAUCUGUAUAGCUUAGACAUACAUAUAUGUAUAAUAAAUUAUAUCUCAAUUAUGUUUA
Molecule: messenger RNA, 3343 nt
Organism: Athalia rosae (coleseed sawfly)
Lineage: Eukaryota; Metazoa; Arthropoda; Insecta; Hymenoptera; Athaliidae
Product: sodium-independent sulfate anion transporter
Exons: 9
Coding region: 208-2109 (633 amino acids)
Biological process (GO): transmembrane transport
Cellular component (GO): membrane
Molecular function (GO): sulfate transmembrane transporter activity
Source: RefSeq, a predicted model, not a curated record